GAACAGAAGAAAGAAGAAUAGAUAGAAAAUACAAGCAGAAUGUUUACUGAUAUUUUGUGAUUUCAGUAUUUUAAAUGUUUUAUUUUGUCUCCUCCAGUUAAUAGAGUCUUCAUUCAGCAGGAGGACAGAAAAUGGACAGAAGAGGAGAGAAUAAAAAUGGAGGAAUCUGCUCUGCUGACCGAGUAUAAGAAGGAGGAUAUUCGUGGUCUUAUACUGAAGAACCAAAUGGAACAAAAGAGCAGUAAAGAACAACUGGAUACACUGAGAAAGGAGCUGCAGGAGAAAGAGAGAGUACUGAGAGAAAAUAUAAAAACAGUGGAGGUGAAGGACAAAGAACUGGAGGAAAAGGAGAAACUUCUCACAGAAUUAAAGGAUGAACUCACACAAAGAACAAAGAAAUUAGAGGAGGAGCUUAAAUUACAAAAAGAAGAAAUGGAGAAAAGUCUUAUGAAGAAAAAUGAAGAAUUAAAUGAUAUAAAACAACAGUUAAAGGAUAAAGAUAUAAAACUGAAAGAGAACGAGGUGAUCAUUAAAGAACAUUUAGAGAGUAUCAGUACGAGAGAUCUGACUUUAAAAAACACAAAUCAAAGAUUAGAAAGUGUUACUAAAGAGCUUCAGGAGAAAAACACACAGCUGGAGAAAAACAAUAAACUGCUGAGAGAGAAAGAGAGAGAACUGGAGAAGAAAGAGAAAGAGGUAGAAAGCAGUAAAGAACAGCUGGAGACACUGAGAAAGGAGCUGCAGGAGAAAGAGAGAGAACUGGAGAAGAAAGAGAAAGAGGUAGAAAGCAGUAAAGAACAGCUGGAGACACUGGGAAAGGAGCUGCAGGAGAAAGAGAGGGAACUGGAGAAGAAAGAGAAAGAGGUAGAAAGCAGUAAAGAACAGCUGGAGACACUGGGAAAGGAGCUGCAGGAGAAAGAGAGGGAACUGGAGAAGAAAGAGAAAGAGGUAGAAAGCAGUAAAGAACAGAUGGAGACACUGGGAAAGGAGCUGCAGGACAAGAGCAGUGAACUACAGGAGAUGAUGAUCCUACUGGAGCAACAGAAAACUGAACUGAGAGAAAAAGAUAAACAGAUUGAAGAGAAGGAGAGACUUCUAAGAGAGAGAGACACACAGAUAAUGGAGAGAGAGAAACAGGUGGAGGAGAAAGACAGACUUUUAGAGGAGAGAAACAAGCAGCUGCAGGAAAGAACAGAUCCAGACCCAUCAGCUCCAGUCAGGAGAAGAAACAGCAAGGAGAAGAAUCCUCCAAACAUGAGUGGAGAGACUCCAGAUUCAGCAGCAUCACUCAGGAGAAGAAGCAAUCUGGAGGAACUUCCUCCAACAAUGAGUGGAGAACGGUGUAGUGCAGUCUCUCCAGCAUCAGGUCCUGCAGCAGAACUCAGACUGGUGCUGCUGGGGAGGACUGGAUGUGGGAAGAGUGCAGCAGGAAACUCCAUCCUGGGCAGAGAGGAGAGGAGCCAGGCUGGAGCUUCUACAGUGAGGCAGCAGAGUGAGAGCAGACAGGGGGAGGUGGCUGGGAGGCAGGUGACUGUGGUGGAAACUCCUGACUGCUUCUGUCCUGGACUCUCUCUGGAGGAGCUGAGACAGAACGUGGAGCACUGUGUCCGUCUGUCUGCUCCAGGACCACACGCCUUCCUCCUAGUCCUACCAGUGAAGCAGUCUACAGGAGAGGAGAGAGGGAUGCUGGAGAAAAUGGAGGAGAUGUUUGGAGAGAGAUGUUGGAGGAACACCAUGAUCCUCUUCACUGUUACUGAUGAAGUUCAGGAGAAGAACAUUGAAGAGUUUAUCCAAUCAGGAAAGCAGGAGGUCCAGAGACUUGUGGAGAAAUGUGGGAACAGGUUUCACUGUCUCAACAUUAAGGAGAGUGGAGAUGGUUCUCAGAUCUCAGAGCUGCUGGAGAAGAUGGAGAAGAUGGUGGAAGAAAACAGAGAGAAAUUCUACAGCAGUGAUAUCUACCUGGAGACACAGUCUCAGAUCAGAGCAAUGGAGACAAAGAUCAUGAGAGAAAGAGAGGAGAAGAGGAUGAUGGAAGAGAAAGAGAUCAAAGAAAAACUAGAAAAAGAGAUGAAGAACUCUCUGAGAAAGAUAGAGGGAACUGUACAAGAACAUGAAGGAGAGAUAAAGCAACUUAACGACCGAACAACAGAAUUAGAGAGAAGGAUGAAAGAAGAGAGGGAUGAAGAGAAAAAGAGAGAACUGGAACGAGAGCUAGAAAGAGAGUUAGAAAAAAGAACAGAGAUGGAGGAAAAGGUGAGGGAACUAAAAGAAAAGAGAGAGAAGGAGAAAAGAGAGAUGGAGGAGAGACACAGACAGGAGAUGGAGGAGAUCAGGGAGACGUAUGAAGGAGAAGCUAGAAUGGAGGUGGAGAGAAACCUGAUGAAGAUCAUCCUGCCUGAACUCCAGAAAAACAUCCUGCUCUCAAAGUUAAAGAUGCAGGAAGAGUUCAGCAGACAGAUGGAGGAGAAGAAUGAAGAGCUGCAGAAACUGAAGCAGAAUUUCUCACAGCUCAAAGAGACUCACUCACUUCUGGAGGAGGUUUAUGAGAGAACUGUGAAGCUCAGCUCAGACUCAGAGAGAGCUCCUCCAGCAGCAGAAGGGGGGUCUAAAGGAUUCUCACAGAGGUUUAAAGACUUGUUUUAGGUAUGAAAAAAGACCAAAAGGAAUAAAUGAAAAUAGUAGUUCAGUUUUAAUUAUCAGAAGAAAGAGGAUGUAUAGGGUUGUCCUGCAUUAACACACUCACAGUAACUCAACAAAUCUUAUUUAUGGAUUAAGUUUUUUUUACAUCGAAAUGUGAUGUAUGAUUGAAAUGAGUACUUUUGCAAUAGGGUACAGACACUGGAAAGCUUGAUUCUCUCAGAUCACACCUCUUAAUAAGAGACAAGGCCUGUAAUACAUGUUCUAAAUGACUGCUAUUCUAGGCUUUUGAUUUGCUGCAGCUGCGUGAUGAGGGGAAAAGGUUGUUCACAGUAAAACUGUGUGUAUCUUUCCCCUAUCAGCUAAUGGUAUUACAAUACUAGACUGAAUAUUCAGAAACUUAAAGAAUUCAUACUCUGGGAUACACACACAUACACAGUGGCGUAUUUGCCCCCUUACAUAUUUCCUUUGUUUUUGCAUUCUUGUCAUACUUACAUUUUAGAUGAUCAACCAACUUUAAUAUCACACCAAUAUAACUUUAUAUAACUUUAUAUUUUUAAUGAAGGGAAGUGAACUAUGCUUUGCUUGCUUUACCUGACAGUCCUGAAAGAAAAUGUCUGGCCAUCUGUUUGUGACCUCAAGCUCAGGCAUGCUUGGGUUCUGGAGCAGGACAGUGAUCUAAAGCACACACACAAGUCCACCUCUGAAUGGCUUAAAAUAAAAACAAAAUGAAGGUUUUGGAGUGGCCUAGUCAGAGUCUGAUUGAGAUGCUGUGGAUGAUCUUAAACAGGAUGUUUAUGCUGAAAACCCCUUUAAUGUGCCUGAAUUAAAACAAUCCUGUAAAGAAGAGUGAACCACAGAGAUGUGAAAGACUCACUGCCAGUUAUCGGUAAAGCUGUUGUUGCCAUCAAGGGUGUCACAACCAAUUUAUUAGGUUUAGGGGCAAAUAUUUUUUUACACAGGGCUAGAUUGGUUUGUACAUAUUUUUUCCUUUAAUAAAUAAAAUCAUCCUUUUAAAGGUGCUUUUUAUAUUUACUCAGGUUAUCUUUGUUUGAUAUUAAAGUUAUGAAAAAUAUCAGUAUAACAAUCUUUGGGGGGGGAAAUACUUUUAUCACGCCACUGUAUUCACAGUACAAAAUCAUACGAGACGCUUUUAUUUCAGAAAAGAAAUAUGACAGUUCCAAAUGCCAGGUUCACACUACACAACUUUGAAUCAGUAUUUGUGCUGUUCACACUACAUGACUUGUGCUGUAAUCAUGAGUCCUUUAACUGUUAAGAACUUCAUGCCAGGUUCACACUACAUUAUUUUACCCCAGUUGUUCUUUUUUCCGUUGAUCGCCGACAAAAACUGAGAAAUCGGGGAUCUUUCAGACCAAAAAACUGGGCUAAAAUCAUGAAGUGUGCACCUGGCAUACUUUCUUAUUUCUCUUGCCUUUUGUUUCCGGAAAAAAAAUGGUAUUGCCCCUUUUGACUGUUUUCAUGGAAUUAGUGAUACAUCAAAUAAUUUUUAACUGAUACUUCUGUGAAGUGCAAUAUUAAAUGUGUGAAUAAAGUUAACAUUGAGCAGUU
Astyanax mexicanus (Mexican tetra) is the source of this 4206-nucleotide messenger RNA. RefSeq names its product trichohyalin-like. Gene Ontology annotation, molecular function: GTP binding. The record is from RefSeq and is a predicted model, not a curated record. The transcript is spliced from 7 exons. The coding region runs from base 157 to 2643 and encodes 828 amino acids. NCBI's taxonomy places the organism in Eukaryota, Metazoa, Chordata, Actinopteri, Characiformes, Acestrorhamphidae.